Messenger RNA from Saprolegnia parasitica CBS 223.65, 1368 nucleotides. RefSeq lists its product as hypothetical. Gene Ontology annotation, cellular component: nucleus. The coding region runs from base 1 to 1368 and encodes 455 amino acids. NCBI's taxonomy places the organism in Eukaryota, Oomycota, Saprolegniomycetes, Saprolegniales, Saprolegniaceae. The transcript has 2 exons. The record is from RefSeq and is a predicted model, not a curated record. Gene Ontology annotation, molecular function: protein binding.
AUGUCGCGGCCGCUCAUUUUGAAUGGCUCGAAGGCCAUGAUUCGCGGCUGUCGGCCGUCGCUGCAGCUGGCCUGUGGCCUCGGCACCGUCCUCUUCCAAGAAAAAGCGCUCGUUGCUUCCAGCUUUGGCAACACGGACAUGGACGAAGGCCACGAUUCCGACUGCGACGAUGACGAGUGCGGCGGUUGCAUUGAAGUCGACGACGGCGAAGACAUCAAGGAAGAGCUCACUGAAGACGAGGUGGACUCGGUGUCCCCUGCCGUCGUUGCAAACUUUGACAAGUUCAUGGCGUUCUGUGAGGCCCACGAUGUGCUCAGCAUGGUCGACAUCCGCAAGAACCUCGUGAAGCUCUUCCACCACUUCACGAGCGACGCAUCGACGCUCGACUUUGUCAGCAACCUCUCGGUCAUCUCCGAUGACGUGCCAUCGUGCCUCGACACGGCUCUUGCCCUCCGCACGGAGCUUCCCGAGAUCAUCCCCGGUGGCCUCUCGGAUGCCAACGUCGCGCACUUCAUUGGCGUCCUUCACAACCAUUCCCAAUCGCUUGAAGAGAUCGACGGGAGCGGUUUGUUCCAAUACAUCUCCAAGCUCAACCACUCUUGCCUCCCCAACGUCAAUUUGACUGUCGAUGGCACGACGAUUUGGGCAACGGCCAUCAAGCCGAUCGUAAUCGGUGAGCCGUUGACGGUGGACCUCAUGGAUGUGUUCUACUCGGCCUCCAACGAUCGUGCCGAGGCGCUCGCGACGGAAGAGAUCCACUGCAAUUGCGGGUACUGUACGGGUGCGAUUCCCGACUUUGCUCGCGCUUUCAAGUGCAAGGACACCGCGUGCGACGGCAUCGUGCACCCGACGGCCGAAAAGUACGCCUGUACGACCUGCCAUGCCGCGUGGUCCGACGAAGAAGCGGAAGAAGCCGAAGCGCUGGACAUGCCGCUCAUCGUCGCGCUGGAAGCCGCCACGACGUUUGCCGAGUACGACGCCAUCAUCGCGGCCUCGCCGUUGCACAAGUACCAUCACGUGUGCUACAUGGCACUCGAGAACCUCUCUGCCUCGUGGUCCGAGGAAGACGAUGCUGAAAUCGAGGUCGUUUGCCGCCGCAUGCUCGAGUGCAUCAACUACGUGGUGCCCUACCCUCACGACGAGAAGACGCAGCAUUACGACAACCUGGCGCAGGCGCUCAUCUCGAACGGUAACGUCAACGGCGCCACGGAAGCCUACGAGCGCGCCUACGAGAUGUCGUGCCUCUGCUCCGGCGCCGAGUACGAAAAGUCCGUGUUUUACAAGAAGCUCGUCGAGCACACGCCAGCGUCGCGCGAAGAAUGGAUGGUCGCGUACGGCUUGGACAGCGACGAUGAAGAUGAAGAAUAG